Molecule: messenger RNA, 1755 nt
Organism: Phycodurus eques (leafy seadragon)
Lineage: Eukaryota; Metazoa; Chordata; Actinopteri; Syngnathiformes; Syngnathidae
Product: kelch-like protein 10
Exons: 5
Coding region: 1-1755 (584 amino acids)
Molecular function (GO): protein binding
Source: RefSeq, a predicted model, not a curated record
AUGAGUUAUGAUGGUAAAUAUGCAUACAGGUCAGUCUGUGACGAACUACGUCUAACGAGGAAACUUAGCGACGCGGUCAUCAGGGUUGACAAUGCUGAAUUUCACAUUCACAAAAUUAUUUUUUGUAAGUGCAGUCAAUACUUCAGAGCCCUCUUUCUACGUUGGUCAACUCCAGAACAGGGGGUCUACGUCAUACAUGGUCUGACAGCUCAGUUGAUGCAACUAUUUGUGGAUUUCGCAUACACCGGCUCUGUGUUGGUGACAAAAGACAAUGUAAAGGAUUUGUUGCUGGCCGCAGACCGGUUCAACAUAACGGGCAUUGUCCAUAUAUGCUGCGCAUUUCUAACUGAGCAGCUCUGCCCAGAAAACUGCAUUGGCAUCUGGCAGUUCACGAGGAACUGCCACACCCCGGAUCUGCAGCGAAGUGCCUACCAGUAUAUUCUCUACCACUUUGAGGACGUCGCACAAACAAAAGAAUUGCAGCAACUCUCCAUGCAGGACUUGUGUGACAUCCUGGACCGGGAUGACCUUAUGGUAAAAAAGGAAAAUACUGUAUAUGAGGCCAUUCUGCACUGGAUCGCACGUGCACCUUGGGAGCGAGACGAAAACAUGGCAGUGCUGCUGGCCAAAGUCCGUCUCGCUUUAACAAGUGUGGAGUUCAUCGCCAUCAAGGUGCUGACCAAUCAGAUGAUCCAGGACAGCAGGAAGUGCCUGAACAUUGUCGCCUUGGCCACCCGUGUCAUGUGCCACAUGGUCACAAACUCGGUGUGCGGCUAUCGCAACCUGGUGGCCCGUCCUCGCCUGCCUUCCGCCAUCCUGCUGGCCAUCGGUGGAUUCAGUGGCCCAAACCCGACACACCUAAUCGAAGCAUACGACGUGCACGCCAACACUUGGGCUGGGCUGGUAGACAACAUGGAUCAACCGCACGCUUACUUCGGCACCGCAUUCCUGGGCAACUCCGUCUACUGCGUGGGUGGAUUUGACGGCAGGAGGCACUACAACACCGUCAGGCGCUUUGAUGUGAACACCCGUACCUGGCACCAGGUGGCGCCCAUGCAUUUUCGUCGGUGCUCUGUGAGCGUCACGGUGCUAAAUGGGCGCAUGUAUGCCAUCGGGGGAGUUGACGGACGAAUAAGAUUAAAGAAUGCAGAGUACUACACGCCCGAGACCAACCAGUGGACUCUUAUCGCAAGUAUGCAUGAGCACAGAAGCGACGCCAGCUGCACCACCCUCAACAACAAGAUUUACAUUUGUGGCGGUUUUAACGGAAACGAGCCCUUACGAACGGCGGAGUAUUACAAUCCGGAGACCAACCACUGGACCAUGAUUGUCCCAAUGAACUGCUGUCGCAGUGGCACCGGAGUCAUUGCGUAUGCCAACCACGUUUAUGCUAUUGGCGGUUUUGAUGGCGACAUUCGUCUGUGCAGUGUGGAGGCCUACGACCCCGUCACGGAUGCCUGGAUGCUCUUACCCUCAAUGCAGUGUCCGCGCAGCAACUUCGGCAUCCAAGUAGUAGAGGACCGCCUUUUCGUGGCCGGGGGCAACACGGGCGUGUCGGCCACCAGCAUGGUCGAGUACUACGACGCCCACUCAGCCAUGUGGUUCCCUGCGUGUGAUAUGGCUGUCUCUCGCAGCGCGCUCAGUUGCUGCGUUGUGUCCGGCUUGGCCAACGUUGGGCAUUUUGUCACACUGCGCAGCGAGCUUCCUUGGCUUCACUUGGAGGAAGUGGACCUGGAAAUGGAAGAUGUCUUUUGA